AUGCCUUCUUGCUACAUGAUACCUCUACCAAUCCCUCCCCCUGAUAAAAGCCGGAGUAAUACUGACGCCAAUUACCCAAGAGCUUCUAGCUACAGGAAACCCCUACCAAUCCCUCCAACCAAUAAAAGCCGGAGUAAUACUAACGACAAGUAUCCAAGAGCUACUAGCUGCAAGAAACCCCUACCAAUCCCUCCAAGAGCUUCCAGCUACACUACACCCCUACCAAUCCCCCCUCCUAGUAAAGGCCGGAGCAAUACUGACGGCAAUUACCCAGGAGCUUCUAGCUAUGCGAAACCCCUACCAAGCCUUCCCCCUGAUGAAAAUCAGAGUAAUCCUAACGAAGCAACGAGAUUGCAUAGCGUCAGUACUUCCCAUAGCCGCUUGCACGGGAGUUAUGACGACGUGAAUCUCCGCGAGGCAAAUGCCAUACUAAGUGAUUCCAAGGCGCAGAAUGCACAAGAUAUCGAGUACUCCAUUAUCCACAGUACGACACAUGGAAAAGGCAAACUCCAUUUAGUGGAUCCUCAACAAUCGCAGCACCCGGAGCCAAUUUCAGCAAUCAUUUGUAGUUACGAUCAAAACCCCCGAUUUGCACCAAUGCAAAAGAAGUGGGAAGAGCUGGUGGGCAAGACGGUAUGCUGUGAAUCGCGAAUCAAAGAACUAAGGGAAUCCCUAACUGACUCCUGGAUUGAGGUUGGGCGGUUGAAGAAAGAGCAGGAACGGAUGCAGCAGGAGGGAGAGGAUUUGUCAGGUGGAACGGUGAGAUGGCGCCACGUCGAGGCUGUGUUGAUCCUCGAGGAAUCCAAAUUUAAUCGGAACUAUGCGCAGAUUCGAACUUUGGAGAGGGACUUACAGGAGGCCGAGGAGGAAAUUGAUGCUCUUAAUAGUCAGUUCUUACAACUUGAAAAGCUGUAA
Molecule: messenger RNA, 915 nt
Organism: Venustampulla echinocandica
Lineage: Eukaryota; Fungi; Ascomycota; Leotiomycetes; Helotiales; Pleuroascaceae
Exons: 2
Coding region: 1-915 (304 amino acids)
Source: RefSeq, a predicted model, not a curated record